Messenger RNA from Cantharellus anzutake, 1445 nucleotides. RefSeq lists its product as uncharacterized. The record is from RefSeq and is a predicted model, not a curated record. NCBI's taxonomy places the organism in Eukaryota, Fungi, Basidiomycota, Agaricomycetes, Cantharellales, Hydnaceae. Bases 80 to 1228 code for a protein of 382 amino acids. The transcript is spliced from 3 exons.
CGCCAAGAUUGCAGAAGACAGUCAACUCAAGGCAACCGAAGAGACAAAACUCCUAUUAUCGAAUAUACAGAACAACUUCAUGAGAUCGCUUGAAGAAGCUCAGCGCGGGACGAAAGAGUUGAUAAGCACAACCAGGGAACAGCAAAAUGCAAUUCUAGUUGGCGUUACUCUUACCCAGCAACUGGCCGUUUCCAUUCAGCAGCAAAAAGAGCUCGCCGAAAGACAUGUCAAGGGAGUAGAACAACUCCUGGAGAUGCAGCGAACACAUUCCAAGGAGCUGGCUCAAAUCCAGGAGCUUAUACUCUCUCAAAAAUCCGCUCAUGAAGCUUCAAUGCAUUCACUCACAGGUCAAAUAACAGGUUUAAAAGACACUGUUAACGAGCUUGCUAAAGUCAUUCCUCGCAAUGUACCAAACAUGGACGGUAAUGCUUUUAACCAUCGUCCCAUCCCCCCCAAACCGGUCGCCCUCAGGGUCCCCCAUCUGCCUACCGAUCCCUCGUCCUCUUCACCCAUCCGGGAUUCUGGUCCACAACUUGUAGCAUCUUCGACUGAUCGUCAAUAUUGGGGCCGUCAGGGUUCCUUUAUAGAACGUUUGGAGAGCACACCUCGCAGCACUCGAAUGGGAUGGCAUUUGCACAACCAACUAAUAAACGAGAAGCUCCCGUUUAUUACUAGUGAAACUGCUCAAGUAGGCUGCGGCAUUGGCAUGGACGAUAUCGCCUCUCGCACUACCCAAGUCCGCUCCUCCUCGCCGUUCCUGCUGUCCUCCCCGACUUCAACUGCUCUCGCUCUUGGGGUCAGGCCCCGCCAGACUUCGUCCGGUUUCUCUGCUUCGUUUAAACGACCUUUCGAUAUGAUGGAACGUAACCCCCUUGAAGGUCCACCUUCGUCAACGUCGCCAGGUUCUAGCCUCAUUCCGCUGACAUCGAACCCCCGGCAACCCAGCCGCGCCUCAUCCAGAUCCUCACGUUUUCUAGCUCUGCUACCUUCGCCGACGAUGACUGAGGCACCCACAGGACUUUCGGGAAAAAAUGAAAUUCAGAGGCUGAAAACAUUUGCUUACAGCCGGAAUUCGAUUCUCGAGAACCAACCGCCAGAUGCUAUGGCGGAGCAGGGACAUGUCCGGAAAAAGUUCAAGGUAAUGUAUACUGGUUAUCUUGGUUACGUUCCAUCCAUCUCGUCACCCCGAACAAACUACAGAGGACAAUAUUACAGGACUAGAAGUUGAUGGAGUGCAGAGUCGGCCAGUGCAGGGCCGCGCGUUUCAUAGCUUUGCGCCAGUUGCAGUGCCAGGAUAUCCAUAUGAGUGACAAGAAUUCCAAUCCCGGGCUUGCUGAUGUAGUUUCUACGAUCACCAAUUAAAAUCCCUCCCGGCUCUGGCAUAAGCUCCAGCAGCAGACGAUGCAGCACCGUAAAGCCUAUGCAAUUGCCCUGCCCAGUGAUGC